Brassica rapa (field mustard) is the source of this 5121-nucleotide messenger RNA. RefSeq lists its product as uncharacterized. Gene Ontology annotation, molecular function: nucleic acid binding; RNA-DNA hybrid ribonuclease activity. Lineage: Eukaryota; Viridiplantae; Streptophyta; Magnoliopsida; Brassicales; Brassicaceae. The record is from RefSeq and is a predicted model, not a curated record.
UCUAAAAAAAUACAUAAGCAUUAAGAAAAUAUAAAGAUAAUUCCAUUGUGAAUAUAAAACCUACAAUAUAAUAAUAAGUGUUUUCUUAUAUAAAAUAUAUAUACAUAUAAAUUAUUAAUUUAUAAUUUUAAUGGAACCAUAUAUUUACAUCGAAUUUUCUAAAAAAAUAUUAUCUUAUUAUUUUAUCAAUUUGUGUUAAAUUUUGAACGAGCCCAAACUAGAACCGAUGAAAUUUAUUAAUUUAUAAAAAAUAUUAAUUUAUUGAGUAUUAAUUUAUAGAGAUUUUACUGUAGUUGUUGGUAAGGGAGGGAUCUUCUUUCCUCCGUAAGACUCCACCACCUCUAUAUGCAAGCAAAGCAAGCAUUGGCUUGGGACCUUUUAAAUAUUAAUUAUUUUAGUCUAUUGUAGUCUGGUGGUUUUUAUAUUCUCUUCCCACAUCCUUACGUCAUAGGAUCAAACCAUUGUUUUAAAAACCGGACUGGUUAGCGAAUCAAAAAUGUUUUGGAUCAUGGGUCAUUGCAGUCAUUAAUUAUUUUUGAUAAUCAAAAUAUACAUCUCUUAAAUUAUAUUUGGUUAAAUAUUUUAAACCAAACUCGACUGUGUUAACAUUUGUUGAUUCGGUUCGGAUUUAGAUUUAUUUUUACCAUCUUUAUUACUUGAUAAAUAUUUUUAAUAAACAUAAAUAGUAAAUUUUAUGGGUCAAAACUAGGCUAUUGUUAAUAACAAUAUAUGAAACUAAUCCCCCUUUCUAAAAGAAUUAUUAAAACAUUUAUUUCUAUAUAGUAAAUUCCAAAAUCAAAUAAUAUAAUUAUUUUUAAUAUUAUCUUUGUCCCUAAUGCUGCAAAUAUAUAUUUUUUAAAAUUCCUAUAUCUUUUAAAUUUAGUUCAAAAACUAAUAUCUUUAUUUUUCCGCUUAAAGCUAUAAGUCAAAAAUGAAAGAAAACAAAUAUAUAGAAAUCCAUAGAAGGGGGAGCCGGUUCAGGGUCUGCGUGAUUAUGUUUGGGAACGCCUUACACGAAUUGGUAUUACCAGAGUGGAGCCAUGGUUUGUUAUUGGGGAUCUCAAUGAAAUAACGGGUAAUCAUGAAAAGGAUGGGGGAGCGAUUCGCCAUGCAUCAACCUUUCUUCAAUUUAAUAAUAUGAUUGCAAACUGUGGUCUUCUGGAAUUUCCUUCAAAAGGAAAUACUUUGUCAUGGAGUGGGAAGCGACAAGGACAAACGGUCCGGUGUCGAUUAGAUCGGGCUUUAGGAAAUGUCGAAUGGCAUAAUAUGUUCCCGUCAGCUUUUGUGGAAUAUUUAGGAAUGAUCGGAUCAGAUCACAGGCCCAUUGUUGCAAGUUUAGAUGAGAAAUUAAUCAAAGUAAGGAAACAAUUCCGGUUUGAUAAGCGAUGGAUUGGUAUGGAGGGGCUUAUGGAUUCCAUUGCACAGGGGUGGUCUACGGAAAAUCCACGGUAUAAUUCGGGUGUUGUAGAUAAAAUAGUAAAUUGUCGACACGAAAUUUCGGUUUGGAGGAAAAAUAACCCUCCCUAUGGUAAGGAAAAAAUAAAUUCGUUACAGAAGGCUUUGGAAGAAAUUCAGGGUGACAAUACUAAAACGUAUGAGGAGGUAUUAGAGGUAUCCAGGAAGUUAAAGGAAGCUUAUAGGGAUGAAGAACUUUAUUGGGAACAGAAAAGUAGAACGACUUGGCAUGCUAAAGGGGAUCGAAAUACUAAAUUUUAUCAUGCGCUUACUAAACAGAGGCAAAUCCAGAAUAAAAUUGUGGGGUUGCAUAAUAGUGGGGGUGACUGGGUUACAUCGGAAGAGGAGAUAGAAGGAGUUGCAGUUGAUUAUUUUAACGAUUUGUUUUCAACGACAUCACCAGUGGGUUAUGAAGAAUUUUUACAUGCGGUACCUACUCUGAUCACCGAGGAUCAGAAUAGGAUUUUAACUUCCUGGGCCUCAGAAGAGGAAGUGAGAUCAGCUUUAUUUAUGAUGCACCCAUAGAAGGCCCCUGGACCGGAUGGGAUGACGGCUUUGUUCUUUCAACAGGCAUGGUCGAUCAUCAAAAAAGAUAUUAUUGACAUGGUUAAUGAGUUCUUCAGGUCUGGAUCUCUGGAUGAAAGAAUAAAUAUGACCAAUAUUUGUCUUAUUCCAAAGACUUUAAGACCGAGUAGAAUGACGGAACUGCGUCCCAUCAGUUUAUGUAAUGUAGGUUAUAAAAUUAUUUUGAAGGUGUUGUGUCAACGGUUGAAGAGGUUUUUACCUCACCUGAUCUCGGAAACACAAUCUGCUUUUGUUUCUGGGCGAUUGAUCUCUGAUAACAUUUUAAUUGCACAAGAGAUGUUUCAUGGAUUGAGGACAAAUAAUUCAUGUAAAGAGAAGUUUUUGGCUAUAAAAACGGAUAUGAGUAAGGCAUAUGAUAGAGUUGAAUGGCCUUUUAUUGAAGCUAUAUUACUAAAGCUGGGUUUUGCACAACAAUGGGUUUCUCGGAUAAUGGCUUGCAUUUCUUCGGUACAAUAUAAAGUAUUAAUUAAUGGUCAACCAAAAGGACAUAUUAUACCGAAUAGAGGUUUGCGACAAGGGGAUCCUUUGUCGCCUUAUUUAUUUAUUUUAUGUACCGAAGCAUUAAUCGCAAAUAUUAGGAAGAAAGAAGAGGAAAAAAUGUUAACUGGGCUAAAGGUUGCACGUGCAAGUCCGGCAAUAUCUCACCUAUUAUUUGCGGAUGACAGUCUUUUUUUCUGUAAAGCUAAUAGGCAAGAAUGUGAGGUUAUUCUACAGAUUCUUAAAGAUUAUGAAUGUGCAUCAGGACAACAGAUUAAUUUUUCAAAAUCAUCCAUACAGUUUGGACAUAAAGUCCCUGAAGUAGCACGGCUGGAGGUUCAACAGAUAUUGGGUAUAACGACACUCGGUGGUAUGGGAACAUAUUUGGGGAUUCCGGAGAGUCUUGGAGGUUCUAAAACACAGAUUUUUGGGUUUCUUAAUGAAAGGGUUAAUCAUAAGGUUAAUCAUUGGACUCUUCGAUUCAUUACGAAGGGUGGAAAGGAGGUCUUGAUUAAAUCAGUGGCAUCUCCUAUGCCAACUCAUGUGAUGUCUUGCUUUCGUUUACCAAAAACGGUGACAAAGAAACUUACGAGUACAGUUGCUCAUUUUUGGUGGGGCGGUAGUGGUAAUUCCAAAGGUAUGCAUUGGUUUUCGUGGGACAAGGUGUGUAAAGAUAAAGCUGAAGGGGGCAUCGGUUUUAGAGAUAUUCAGAAUUUUAAUACAGCUUUAUUAGCGAAACAGCUAUGGCGUCUAAUUGAUAAACCUGAUUCGCUUUUUGCAAGAGUUUUCAAAGGACGAUAUUAUCGGAAUUCCGAUCCUUUGGAUCCCAUCAGAUCAUACUCUCCCUCGUAUGGGUGGAGAAGUAUUACAUCCGCUAGAUCUCUGGUUAACAAAGGGCUAAUCAAAAGAGUGGGAACAGGUUCAAGCAUUUCAGUAUGGAAUGAUCCUUGGAUCCCCGCUCCUCGCCCGAGGUCAGCAACCCCAAAAUUUACAAAUCAAUUUCUGAAUCCAUUACUUAAGGUGGAGGAUCUCAUUAAUCCAGUUGAUCUAUCUUGGAACCUGGAUCUACUCAAUGCAUAUGUUCAUCAGGACGAUGUGAGUACUAUACUGAGUCUAGCCAUUAGUAGGAAUCCUAAGCCGGAUUCAUAUGGCUGGCAUUUUACGGAUCAUGGUAGAUAUACAGUUAAAUCUGGAUAUCGUGCUGAGAAAUCUUAUCCUCAUAUGGGUGAACAAAAUAUUGAUAUGGGACCCAAUACCAAACCGCUAUUGGCUCAUUCGUGGAGGCUGCGGUGCUCACCAAAACUUCAACAUUUUGUCUGGCAAAUAAUUUCGGGUUGCUUACCAGUGUAUAAAAAUCUUUACUCACGUGGUAUUAAAUGUGAUACGCAGUGUCAGUUGUGUGGGGCUGAGGAGGAAUCUAUUAAUCAUGUCUUUUUUGAAUGUCCUUUCGCACUUCAAAUUUGGGCACUAUCUAAUGUUCCAUCUUGCCCAGGGAUUUUCCCGACCUCAUCUAUUUUUACGAACAUGGAUUAUCUAUUCUGGAGGCUACCAAAAGAACCAGAUUUGAAUUGCUUUCCUUGGAUUUUAUGGUUUAUUUGGAAGAAUCGGAAUGGAAAAAUUUAUAGGAAUCAGACAAGGGAUCCUUUCGAGCUCCUUCGGACGGCGGAAAUAGAAAGCGUCAUGUGGACGGAUUCACAGACUAAGGAUUCUCCAUCGGUGGGAUCGUCAUACGAUGUGGAUACCCUUGGUAUGGGUGACAUAAGUAGGUGUCAUUUAGAUGGAGCAUGGAGAGCACAAGAUGUGUGCACAGGACAAGGAUGGGUUUAUAAAGCAGGUGGAUCAACUGAUACUAUGAUGGGGGCCAUGUCUAUUCGCAAAAGUCUAUCACCUUUACAUGCCGAAUGUGAAGCGUUGAUAUGGGCGAUGGAGUGCAUGAAGACCCUACGAAUCUCAGAAGUGGUGUUUGCAACUGACUGCUCUCAACUGGUGAAGAUGGUGUCUACACCAACAGAAUAGCCGGCGUUCACUACACAUAUGGAGGAGUUUCUGCGAUGUAAGGAAUUUUUUCAUCCCUUUACUAUUCAGCAUAUUCCGAGGGCACAGAACACAAUGGCGGAUAAGUUAGCACGAGGUGCUAGAAAUCAGCCUGCAGCUAUGGUUUAUGUUGAUUCGAUUCCUCCGAGGUGGCUCUUGGAUCAGGAAUCUACUUAGUUUGUCUCUAGCCUUUUGUUGUAAAAAAAAAAAAAAAAAAAUCCAUAGAAGAAAAUUGAAAACCGAUGUCAGCUCUUGGUUUUCUUUUUUGUUUUGUCAUCAUCUCUUGGUUUUCAUAAAAGUAAUUAUUUAUAUUCUUGAUAUGAUGGGUAUGUUAUUUUUUAUAUGCCGCAUUGUGUGUAUUAGAUACAAAUUUUAUAAGCUAAUUUUUGUCAGUUGUUUUAUUUUCUUUUGGCUUUCAUCGUUCAACAAAAGUAUUGCAGAGCUACUCACAAACUCACUCUCAGCACGUGAAAUAAUUUGAAGCUUCUCAAUUCAUUUCACAUCACUUCUUAAUACGACACCGUAUGGCGUGAAGAAUCUGCUCCUCUCUUGCCCUAAAGCUGAGUUAAG